AUCUUCCUGUCCCAUCUGUAGCAAACACUUAGCUAACGUUAGCUUUCGUCACGAUGCCGCUGUGUUUACUCCUCACACAUUACACCUGGAGGUAGGAAUCCUCUGUGGAAGUAACUAGUAUUGUUAUAUAGUGUAAUACACUGUGAUAUAGGCCCCGCCCAUCUACAGAGGUAAACAAAAUAUCUUCGUCACCUAAACGUGACCGAGCUGCCAUACAGUAGCGUUAGCCAUCGUCAUCCUCCUCGAGUCGUCGCCUGUAGAUGGAAAUAACUCUACUUCGCAAUGAAUUGUCGCUCGGAGGUUCUUGAAGUAACAGUGGAGGCGAGGCAGGUGGAGGAAGCGAUGUUAGCUUUGCUGCACACCAUUUUACUGCAUCGCAGCACCGGGAAAUUUCACUACAAAAAGGAGGGCACCUACUCCAUUGGUACCGUGGGGACACUAGACUUCGACUGCGACUUCAUCGAUUUCACCUUUGUCAGGGUGUCCUCGGAGGAGCUGGACAGAGUGAUCAGGAAAGCUGUGUCUGAAUUCAAGGACGCUUUAGGCAACUCUGGCAGCGAUGGCAUGGGGCAAAUCUCCCUGGAGUUUUACCAGAAGAAGAAGUCUCGCUGGCCUUUCUCUGACGAGUGCAUUCCCUGGGAGGUGUGGAGCAUCAAGGUGAAUGUGGUCAACCUCGCCAAUGAGCAGGAGAGACAGAUCUGUAGGGAGAAAGUGGGAGAGAAGCUGGGCGAGAAGGUGAUCAACGUCGUUGAGGUCAUAAACCGCCAUGAAUACCUGCCAAAGAUGCCCACCCAGUCUGAAGUGGACAAUGUUUUUGACACCAGUCUCAAAGAUGUCCAGCCCUACCUUUACAAAAUCGCAUUCCAGAUCACUGACUCUCUGGGCACCUCUGUGAGCACAACAAUGAGAAGGCUGAUUAAAGACACCCUGGCACUGUGAGGAUGCUCCAAGACAGAGAGAUCUGGAUGGUUUUAUCCAUAACUGUAUCUAUAGUCAUGCCUUGUAACUCUUUUUAUGUUCAGAAACAGGAUUUGUCAGCUCUGCUCCUGCUACAAUGAAGCAUUGUCACCUAAUUGGUUGCUUUUUUGAUGUCUCUGCUGUGGUUCUGGUAUUGCUUGUACAUUAACAUUCUUGAUUAUGUGAUGUUUAUUUUAGAGAUGUUUAGAUUUUUGCAAGCGUUUUCUUUCCAAAUUGUCUUCACCUUCCACCAGCUAGAAAUACAACUUUAACACAGUAGCAAACAUUAUAUAUCAAUUAGAUUUUUUUUGAAAAGUUGUAUAAAUUAUUGUAAAUCUUUGACAAUAAAUAUUGUUCAUUGUAACUGAUGGUAAUUAUAGUCAACAAUCAAAGCGCUUUCAAACUGAAGAUUUGUUCUGUAAGCCUGUCCUAACAUUUGAGUCUGGAUCAUAUAAAAAGAUAAAAGCUAUGGCUGAGUUUGG
Morone saxatilis (striped sea-bass) is the source of this 1439-nucleotide messenger RNA. It is a transcript of the gene atg101, whose product is annotated as autophagy related 101. The record is from RefSeq and is a predicted model, not a curated record. Gene Ontology annotation, biological process: autophagosome assembly; autophagy. Lineage: Eukaryota; Metazoa; Chordata; Actinopteri; Moronidae. The transcript is spliced from 2 exons. The coding region runs from base 283 to 939 and encodes 218 amino acids. Gene Ontology annotation, cellular component: phagophore assembly site.